Messenger RNA from Rhodamnia argentea, 2853 nucleotides. RefSeq lists its product as uncharacterized. The record is from RefSeq and is a predicted model, not a curated record. Lineage: Eukaryota; Viridiplantae; Streptophyta; Magnoliopsida; Myrtales; Myrtaceae. The coding region runs from base 224 to 2611 and encodes 795 amino acids. The transcript is spliced from 7 exons.
GCCCAACAAUACUGCUACUUGCAUCUUUAGCUUAAUUUCCAGAGUUGAUCAUCUACCGUUCAGUCAUUCAAUUAUCAUUGUCGAUGCUUUUACGGAUUUUGCCCAUUUUCCAGUUGCGAUGCACCCGAUUCCCAACCAGACGAGGGGUAAGGGGUUUGCCUUGGAAAAACCUUUCACCAACCUCAGGGGAAAAUAAAAAUCACAUCUUUCGUCUCCUCCGACGAUGGAUCCCUUCGAGCAGAGACUGAGAGACGAGGUUGUAUACCUCCACUCUCUGUGGCACCAAGGCCCUCCUGCCUCCCACCACUCUUCUUCACGAGCCAUCCCCGUUUCAAACCCCGCGCCUUUCAAGAAACAGAACCCGGCCGCCGCCAAGAGGAAGGGGCACAAGAAGCACAAGAACAGCGAAGAACCGAAGGACCCAGAGAAAGAAUGGCCAUGCAAGGAAGAACCCAUCACUCAGCCCUCUCCCGCGUGGCCCGCCAUGAAGCAGAAGGAGCCCGGUUCCGGCCAAACGUCCCGGCCCGCCUCCGCGGAGGAGCAAGCCAAGAUCGCUGGGCAGGCAAUGCAGCAGAGGGCUCUCGAGAGAUGCCGCGGAUUGUUUGCGAAAGUCGGCGAUUCCGAUGGCGACGAGGAGGAGGAGAAGGACGACGACGACGAUGGAGAUGAAAAGGAGGAUGAUCGUGAGGAGGGCGACAAUGGCAGGUUAGAGGAGAGUGAGGAGUACAAGUGUAUAUUGGACGUGUUUGUGAAAGAUAGAGAGCUCAGGGAGUACUACGAGAGGAAUCACGAGAGUGGGGACUUUUGGUGCGUUGUGUGUGGCGCGCAAGGGGGUAAGAUGAGUAGGAGGAAGUUUAAGAACUGUGUUGGGGUUUUGCAGCAUUCGAUUAGCAUAUCCAAUACGAAGAAGAGGCGGGCUCAUAGGGCUUUUGGCUUGGUCAUUUGUAGAGUCAUGGGUUGGGACGUUGAGAGAUUGCCUCUUAUUGUCGCCAAGGGCGAGCCGCUGAGUCGCUCUUUGGCUGGUCCAAGUUUAUUGCAGCAGACAGUUUGUGAAGAAGAUGCUGCUACAAAGUCUAUUGAAAAUUGUGAAAAGGAAAUUUCAGUACCAGGGACCAAUGGAGAAGGGAAGGCAGAUGGCCUGGUACGGGAGAAGACUGCUGCCAAAGAAGAUGAUACCAUGGGCAUAAAAAAUCUAAACAGGGGAAACAUAGAUGCCAGAGCUGAUGAAGAGAAACUGCUACAGUGCUCUGAUUCUGUACCGUUGCCAACCUCCAGUGUUGAAUGGCCCUGUGGAAACCUUGUUGACAGUUCUUCCACAGCAGCAUCGGGAUGGCGUACCUUUAAAUCUUUAUCAAGUUGCUCAGUUUUGACUGAGGCGAAAGGGGGAUCCGAGAUGUGGCAUCAGAAAGUUUUCCAAGCUUGCCAUGCUUUUUUCCAAUGCAGGUCUGGUUCAGAAAGUGAUAGUGAUGAGGAGGCUGAUGAUGAAGAUGAUGAAGAAGAAAAUGAUGAUGAUGAUGAUGAUCCCUUGGAUGGAGACGUUGAUGGGGAAUGUGAAGUCAUUAAGUUCUUUAUGAAGCUGUUUAUGGAGAAUGCUGAAUUAAAGAGUUAUUAUGAGAGUAAAUAUGGAGAUGGUGAUUUCUGUUGUUUGGUUUGCGCUGGUGUUGGAAAGAAGCCGUGGAAGAGGUUCAAGGGGUGUAAUGGGCUUCUUCAGCACUGCACCACUAUAUGGAAGAUAAAGAAUCUGGCUCACAAGGCCUAUGCAAGGGCUAUAUGCAAGGUUCUCAAUUGGGAUAUCAACUGUUUUCCACCAAUUAAGACUACUUCAGAAGCUCUUGGUCACUGUUUAGUUCAGUCAGGUGAUAUGCAGGGUGGCAGUACGGAGAAAAUUUUGAUGUCCAUAAAUUGUCCAGAUGCUGAUGAUUCUGUAUCGUCACCAAUGUCCAGCAUCAAAUGGCCCUGUGAAAGCCCUGUAGACUGUGCCGGCAUGGCAGCAUCUGAGUGGCCUCCUUUUAAGUCUCCAUCAAAUUCUGCGAAUCACUCGGUUUUGGCUGAGGAAAAAGGAGAACCCGAAACUUGGCAUCAAAAGGUCCUUGAUGUUUGCCAAGCUUUUUUCAGUUGCACGUCUGGUUCAGAUAUUGACGGUGAUGAGGAGGCUGAUGAUGAAGAAGAAGAUGAAGGCGAUGAUGAUGAAGAUGUGUUGCAUGGGGAUGACGACGGGGAAUGUGAAAUUGUUAAAUUCUUUUCUAUGCUGUUCACAGAGAAUGCUGAACUGAGGAGUUAUUACAAUAGUAAAUAUACAGACGGCGAUUUCAGUUGUUUAGUUUGUGCUGGGGUUGGAAAAAAGCCUUGGAAGAGGUUCAAGGGGUGCACUGGGCUACUUCAGCAUGCCACCACAAUAGCCAAGACGAAGAGGAGGGCUCACAGGGCUUAUGGAAGAGCGAUAUGCAACCUUCUUUGUUGGGAUAUUAACAAAUUCCCAUCCAUUGUGAAUAAUCUGGAAGCUCUCAAUCACUCUUCAGUUCAACCAGCUGAUAUGCUGGGCAAUGGUGCCAACACACCUCCAAAAGACAAUGCUACCGCCUGUCAAGAUGUUGGUGCCCAGAUGCUUUGAGAGGUUAGCAACCAGCACAAACUUGAAAGGCAAUUAGUUAGGUGUUACUGUGAAUAGUCAGUAGUUAAUGGCUUGAACAACAUAUUAUCGAUUUGUUUGUUUCUCUUUUGUUAUCUCAAGGUCUUCUGUAUCAGGAUUGGCUGAAAAAAGAAAGAUUUGCACCAGAUAUGUGAUAGGGAUGCUCUUAAAGAAGGAUCACUGAAACGUGGAGGCCCUUAAUUUCAUUCAUCUUUGGAUGUCAA